ACGGGUUUGAGAAAAAGUCUGCAGGGACAGUAGAGAUAAACUCUUCAAAUAUAUCCGGGGACUCAUUCUUCAUUCUCAACUAAUUACAAAACUAUCAAAAUUCCAAUAAGCAUUAACAUUGGUCUUAAAUUAUUUGGGUUGGCUUCCAUGGGUGUCCGAGUAUAUCUUCAUCUUUCCUGGAUAAUAGUGAUAGUUGCAGUAAGAGUAGUUGUUGGAGAAAAUGUAUCAGCUGCAGGUGUUCAAGAGUGCCGGAUGACGAGAUGCUCCCAUCAUGGCCCUGAAAUUCGGUUCCCGUUCUGGAUCAAAGAGAAGCAGCAGCCUGAGCAGUGUGGCUAUCCUGGUUUCCGAGUUUUCUGUGACAGAGGAAAUACUUUGCUGCACUUGCAAUACCUGGCAAACACUUCCCUCCCCGAUACCCUCUUUUAUCUUUCUAAAAAUGUAUCCAUCCAUAGUAUCAACUACACAUCACAAGAAGUAUUUGUUUAUGUACUUAAUGGUUCCCAGUUUACCAAUAAUCUUAAACUCUUUUCCGCGUCGUCCACAUCAUUGCCGUCUACACCUCACUUUGGAAAAGCAUAUUCAUAUGAUUUCGCUAAUAUGUAUUAUCCUGAUAUAACAUAUACUAUGUGUUUCAGUUGUUCCGCAGGAGUUAAAAGUUUCAUCCCUGAUAUGCUCACGUCCCCUGGCAGGAAAACUUUCCCGGUCUAUUGUCUGGACGACCAGUACUCUGCAUUUUCCGGUGAAUAUUCAAUAUCCUCAUGUACCAAGAUUUUCAAUUCUUCUCUCCCAGCUCCUUUACUUUCGCAAGGAUAUGAUCCUUAUGCUCCGCCAGGAGUUGUGGAUGCUCUCUCUAUCAGUUGGCUAGCUCCAAACUGUAGUAAAUGUGAAGCCAAAGGGGAGUACUGUAGGAGGAAGAGUAAUGCUAGUAGUAACAUUGAAGCAGCCGAUUACAGUACCAUAUGUUUCCCUAAAGGUUCUGCUGUUCGGUUUUCGAUUAAACCUAUUACAGUUAUAACCGCUGGUUCCGCUAUUUUUGUACUUUCCAUCAUGUUAUUAUUGUAUUAUAUCAUCAAAUUAUACAAGCAAAGGAAAUAUGAUGAACAAAAGAUUGAAAUGUUUCUGACGGAUUAUAGAGCCAUGAAACCCACCAGAUACUCUUAUGCCGAUAUUAAGAAAAUAACUCGUAAUUUCAGCGAUAACUUAGGAAAGGGGGGUUAUGGAUCGGUGUACAAAGGGCAAAUUACCAAGGAAAUCAUUGUUGCAGUGAAGGUACUUAAUAGUGAUCCGAAAGCCAAUGGAGAAGACUUUAUCAAUGAAGUGGGCACUAUAGGACGAAUCUAUCAUGUCAAUGUGGUUCGCUUGGUGGGAUAUAGCGCUGAUGGUUGUAAUCGAGCUCUUAUUUACGAGUUUCAACCUAAUAACUCUCUUGAAAAGUUCACAUACUCUGGAAAAAUGCUACAUGAUUUCCUUGGUUGGAAGAAGAUGCAAGAUAUCGCUUUAGGCAUAGCUAAAGGAAUUGAAUAUUUACACCAAGGAUGUGCUCAACAGAUUCUUCAUUUUGAUAUUAAACCUCAUAAUAUUUUGUUAGAUCAAAACUUCAAUCCCAAAAUUUCUGAUUUUGGUUUAGCUAAGUUAUGUUCAAAGGACAAGAGCAUUGUGUCUAUGACUAUGGCUAGGGGGACCAUCGGAUAUAUUGCACCAGAAGUAUUUUCAAGAAAUUUUGGAAAAGUAUCAUCCAAGUCAGAUGUUUAUAGUUUUGGUAUGUUAUUGCUUGAAAUGGUGGGAGCAAGGAACAAUAAUGAAGUGGAAAGCACCAGCGAAACAUACUUUCCUGAAUGGAUCUUUCAUCGCUUAGAGGAAGGUGGAGAAGUAACAAUCCAAAUAGUGAAGGAAGAGGAUUCAAAUAUCGCUAGGAGACUGACUAUUGUGGGGUUAUGGUGCAUAGGGUGGCAUCCGGUGGACAGACCUUCAAUGAAACAUGUUAUCAAUAUGCUAGAAAGUGAAGAAUGCCCGAAAGUGCCACCUAAUCCUUUCAGAUCAUCAAAUGUCCGAUCAUUUACAAAUGAUCUGGAAGUCAUUUCUGAGUCUGAGUGACAAAAAUAUUUGCAUGUAUAAUGAAUAUCAUUUGAAUUACAUUAUUGUAUUGCUUAUAAACAACAUAUCAUAAGAUAUGUCAUCAAGUCCUUUUGAUCUUUAUCAAUUACAUUUCUUUAUGUUAUA
Molecule: messenger RNA, 2220 nt
Organism: Daucus carota subsp. sativus
Lineage: Eukaryota; Viridiplantae; Streptophyta; Magnoliopsida; Apiales; Apiaceae
Product: rust resistance kinase Lr10
Exons: 2
Coding region: 148-2094 (648 amino acids)
Biological process (GO): protein phosphorylation
Molecular function (GO): polysaccharide binding; ATP binding; protein kinase activity
Source: RefSeq, a predicted model, not a curated record